This is a messenger RNA of Saccostrea cuccullata (small rock oyster), 7112 nucleotides long. RefSeq lists its product as uncharacterized. NCBI's taxonomy places the organism in Eukaryota, Metazoa, Mollusca, Bivalvia, Ostreida, Ostreidae. Gene Ontology annotation, molecular function: DNA-binding transcription factor activity, RNA polymerase II-specific; RNA polymerase II cis-regulatory region sequence-specific DNA binding. The coding region runs from base 223 to 3174 and encodes 983 amino acids. Gene Ontology annotation, cellular component: nucleus. Gene Ontology annotation, biological process: regulation of transcription by RNA polymerase II. The transcript has 3 exons. The record is from RefSeq and is a predicted model, not a curated record.
AUUAUGGCAGUUUACAUACGGAAAAAGUGAAAGUGGCAAAAAUACGAAACUUCCGCUAACCUAUUUAUCUUGCGUGGGUGUAAAAUUAUUAAAUUAUCAUAAACAAAUGCACUAUCAAGAAUAUAUUUGUCGAGAUGAAGGUUUAUUCGAUUCCUCCGUAGGAGAAGUUUCAACUUUUGAUUUCCCUCGCAUGAUCUGACAGUCCAACAAUGUGCAAUAGUGAUGAGAAGUCCCAGCAAUGAUGACGAGGAUUCUGAGGACAAGGUUUCCUUUGACAUAGUGACCACUCAGUCCGCCAUGAUGGGUAACAAGGGGCACAACUCAGGUGAGGACCACAAGAGGAUCCUGGUGAAGCAGUCAGCUGUUGACGAGGACAGUAACCAAGGAAGAUCUGUCCUCAGCCACCUUAAGGAUCAACCUAGAAUAUCUGAGAGACCCUUUAAACAAUUUCUGGGCUUAGAACAUGGAGAGCUACCAAAACAGCAUAGCGAUCCAGGAGGCCGUGUGUCUAGGGAUGUACAUUAUAGUUUUGAUAACUCGGAGAAGAACUUUCUUUUUUCUUCUGAUUUUCAUCCAGAUGUGGAGCAGGAUGAAAGGAGAAAAGUUAUGGAGAGGUACAAUGUGGAAACAUUUUCUUCACGAUUUCAACAGAGUAGGCAAAUGUCUAAAAUGGUUUAUAAUGCUAGUGCUCCUAAUCUUCUGAUUGAAGAGAAAGACUCUGUGCAGAUUCGUGAAACAGUGAUCUCAUCUUCAGGAUUUCCAUUUCCGUUUUCAAAUUCAGGAAGAGAUUCUUCAAACUUAUUGACUAAGAAUCUUUCUUCGGAAACAACUCAUUCUAGUGAAGAUAUUAACUUGUACAGGGGUGCCUCACCUCGUGGGAGAAGUAGAGAACUGUUUAGGUAUGCUCCCCGACUACAGAGAAGUGAUGAUAGUACUACUUCACAUAGUCAUCAUUCCUAUGUUAGUGGGUCUGAUGACAGCCCAAGCAGUAGGGAGCCUUCACCUUUCAAUAAGGAUCUUCACGGAGUGCCUAUCCACAGUAUUCGUAUUAGUUCACCCGGUAUUUCAGUGGAGUCUGUGGAUGAAUCCUCUGAUGGGGAGAAAAGGCGGAUGAUCCACCAACCCACCAGCAUUGUGAUCACCACAGACGACAAUGUCUCCAGUGUAGUGGAGGGACUCAAAGAGGAUGAUGGUGAGGAGGACGGAUUCCAUCGACUUCGGAGAGAAUACUCUGAGCAGCACCCCACGAAGGACUCCUCUUCAGUCACAGGAAAUUUCAAGAAAUAUCUCCAUGCUCGUUAUAUAAAGAGUCAGUCCUCCUCCUCAACAGAUACAUCUUCUCUUGAUCAUUCCCAGGACAGACCAGACAUUCCAGGGUUGGGAUCAUUUGAUCAACAAAGGUCAUUUGACCAGCAAAGAUCACUGGAUUUGAAAAGUCCAUUGGAUCUCAGAGAGACAGCUGAAGAUACUGUAUCUCAACAGCUCUCAGCAGCAAGCAAAAUAAAGUUGUCAGAGUCCUCAACUUCUUCCUCUUCAUUUGAAAGGAAAUCUUUUGAAAUGAUCCAUCAAGGCAGUGAGGAUAAUGAUGUGUUCAUGGAUCCUUCAGUUAAACCUUUAGUGCAUCAGUCAAAUCUUCAACAGAUAUCAGAUUCUGAACCUGUGGAUUUACGACAGAAUAUAUCAAAUGUAAAACUAGAGGACAACAAAAACCAGAAUGAAAUUCACAGAUCUCAGUCUCCAAGACAGUUGUCUCCACAGGCCUCAGUUAAAAAAGAACAAAAGACACACCUGCUUCAGCAGCAAACCCCCCAGCAAACAUAUCACAAGGUCCCCAUUAUAGCAACCACAUCUUACAGCUCCCCUGACCUCAACAAGGCAAGCAUGGAAGCCGAUGUGCCACAAUCUGUUACACCUAGACAACAGUAUAUGCCCUACAUGCAUCCUCUGCAUCAUUCUCCAAGUCUCCACACCCCUCACAUAUCAGCCUCUCACCCUCAACCUUCUCCAUUGUGUUCAGUUCCAGAAGGAGGGCACAUCUUCAACUUUAAUCUCCCAAGUCCUUUUGAUGGUGGCUUCUUCUCCGAUCCUGAAAUGUUGUCUCCAAGUCCUAUGUCUCCGGGUUUCUCUCACUUUGCCUUUCCUCCACGUGGAUCCUUGAUUAAUUCCAUGUCUGAAUUGAACAGACUAGCUGUGUCCCCUCGCGCAAUGUACCCUAGUCACUCUCUUGUACUUCCUCCAUCAAAACUAACACACACCACUGCCAAACCCGAGACCCAGUCUCACGAGAGGAGGAUUCAGUCAGAAAGUGACGCCUACCUGUGCCCCAUGUGUGGGCAGGUGUUCCCUGCCUAUGACAACUUAGCAAAACACAUGGCCAAACAUCUCCCAACAGAAACUAUACGACAGCCCGAUAAUAACAAAAUUCACUUCUGUAAAGUUUGUAAUAGAUCGUUUUCGCGUAGUGAUAUGUUGACUAGACAUAUGCGACUUCAUACAGGAUUGAAGCCUUACGAGUGCAGUGAUUGUGGGCAAGUAUUUUCUAGGAGCGACCAUCUGAAUACACAUAGAAGGACACACACAGGAGAGAAACCUUAUAAAUGCCCCCAAUGUCCGUACGCUGCCUGCAGGAGAGACAUGAUAACUAGGCACAUGAGGACACACACAAAAAAGACAAAUAAACGUAAAUUUUUGUCAGUGCCCGAGAGUGAUAGUGAUGUUAGAAAGAGUUCUUUUUCUAGUACAGAUACAUCAGAUUCUCAUGACCUGGGUAUCAGGUCGUUUUCGCAGUCCAGCAUUGAGAGCGUUGAUCCCGAUGGAGGAACUUCUUUAACACCUGCUAAAUAUAACCUAACACAAGAGGGAGCAAGGACCCCCGAAAGGAUGGAGAAGAGUGGAACAGAAAUAGAAGUUCCCAAACUCGGUGGUCGAUUUCAGAGUUCUAGGAGAGAACAUGCCUUUGAAUCUCAGCACUUGUAUCGCAAACAAAGACAUGUGAUAGGGAGUAGCUACGAAAGUUUCGAAUCGGAGUCGGGAAGUUUUCAAAGGGAUUCCUUUGAUCAGGAAGCAGUCCAAGAAAUGGAGUCGUCACAUGCUGGUAAACAGGGAAGCGAAUUGCCCGAUGCAAUGGAGGAGAAUUUAAGCAAAUGUUUUGGGGAAAGUAUAAAAACUGAUUGAGGUAGCCGUAGUUUAAAAAUACAUUAUAAGCAUUCCCAAAGAAAUAUUUUUCAGUGCAUUUUUACAGUGUAUUAAGUCAAAGAGGAAACUACACUUGAUUGUGAUGCUUGGCGGUUAACUGCACAAUUUGGAAGAAGAACAGGCAGGAUUUUUCCUAGUACUACUAAAACAGUGUAUUUACAAAUUUAGUAUACAAAUUUAGUAUAUAUAUUGGAAUUUUUGAAUUAGAGAGAUUUUAUUUGUGAAAUUAUUGUUUUUUUUUCUUUUAUUGUUAUAGCCAUAUUUGCUCAUGGCAUUUUUUUUUGUUAAUGUUUGUAUUCAGAACUUGAUACUUGUUGACUUUUGUGAUUUUGCAUUAAAAGUGCUAAUGUAACUGUGUAUGUUUGAAAUGCAUUUACCUUCUAGUUCUUAGGUAUUAUCCCUGCUUUCCCCCAUUUUUAGCUUGAGCUGACUGGGAAAUUGAAGGAUUUUUUCAUGAAGUUAGGUCCUGUUAUUUUCAUUUGUAUGAAUUAUUGAGACAAUGGGCAACAAGAUAUAUUUUUCUUGAAAGUGAAAUUGAAUCCAUAGGUGAAUAUAAUCUGCAUAGAAGAUUUUUUUUUAAUCAAAGAAAGUAAUUCAAAUUGCCAAACAAUUUUUUUUUAAAGGAAAGAAAUCUGAUCCUUAAGUAUUUUUUCUCAAAAUUUCACUUUAAUUUCUAAGAGAAGUUAAUGUAUUUAAUAAUCAUUUUAUUUUUUCUGAGUUGUGACCGAUGAUUUUCAAAGUGCCUUACAUAUAAACCAAAUUAAAUACCAGUGUUAUUAAGUUUAAAUUAACAAAAUGAAAUAAAAUCAAAAUAUGCAUAUAAAUCAAUGUCAAUAAUGAAACAAGACACGAGAAGGGGUAGAUAAUAUGCAAAAGCAAGUUAAGAAAGAAGAAAAACUUAAAAUCCUCUUUUUCUGUAAAUUUGUCUACUUUGCAUUUUUAUAAAAAAAAAUUUUGGAUACAUCUUACUUCUAAAGUAAGUUUAAUCUCUGUCCCUUAAAUACUCUUUUUUAAAAACACUUUUGAUAUUUUAUAAUUUUGUGAACAAAAUAUGGAAUAAUUCUCUGCCAGAAUUUCCCCUCAAAUUUAGAAAUCAGAAAUAUAUAAUUGUUUUGAUACCCAAAAAGGGGGAUGAGUAAUUCCUUAGAAUUUCAGUUUUUAUCUUCAGUCAUCUUUAAUUUUCCAAUAUGGCAGCUAUGACUCUUCUGUUUUUGUUCUUCAGAGGAUGGGAAUUACUAAGCAUUAGAACUGAAUCAUUGAAACAAUUUCUGAUGAACUUGAAACUAUAAUUUAAUUCAAUGUCUUCUUGGCAGAAAAAAAGGUCUUUGUUUUUAUAUUUUCUUGCAAAAGACCAUUCCUUAGAAAUGACUAAUUUUAGAUGAAUCCCUUCUUACUACAAAUUAAUUUCUCUAUCUCUGAAAAUAGAAAAGAAAAAUUUUGUUUCCUGAGAAAGAGGGACUUUGAAUUUACAGAACAUAGACUUAUCAUAAUAAGAGUUGUGUAGUAUGGUAUGCAUGAAAUAUUUUUGUAUUCCAUGAAAUAAACAUCCAUACAUCCCUAUUCUGUAUAUAUGCUUUGUUUGGGUACUUAAGUUUGCUAUACAGAUUUAACUGAUUUCUGUCAAUUACUGUUAUAUAGUAAAUUUUACACUUUUGAAAAUGAAAUUGUGGAUUUUGGAUUCCUGUUCUUAUUAUCAAUGAAUGUUAAGACUUGUUUUAUCAAUAGUAAAUAUUUGGAGUGUACAGUGAACAAAGGAAAAAAGAAGACAAUUUUACGUUUUAAAAAAUCCACAAUUCAUUUUCAAGCGGUAUGGCUAUUGUUUGCAUUUUUAAUUUCAUUAAAAAGUUUGCACUGUUUUUACUGAUGCAAAAUUUGGUUUCACCGGUGACUUAUCUGAAGAAAAUAGAUGUCUUAUUCAAAACAAAGCUGUGAUUUACUGUGUUAUGAAGUAUUACUGAAAGAUAAACAAAAAAUCAUAUUUUUUACAUUUUUAUCAAACAUUAGAUUGUAUCAUACAUGUAUUUUAUUAGUAGCUUUAAUUAGGAUUCAGAAUCCAAAGUAUGAUUUUUUUUCUAGAAGCAUCCAGUGAUGGUCUGCUUCAGCAUAAUUACUUGAUGGUUAGAGUGUUUUUUUUGUUACAAGCCUCUCGAUACCCCCCCCCCCCCCCUUCUAAAAAAUAUGUAAUUGUACAUCAUUUGUUUAACAAGGGCCUUUAUAUUAACAACGAACAUCACAGAAUCAUAACAUUCAGAUGCAGUGAUGCAUAAAAUAGGGACUCUUUCUUUCUGGCAAAUUUUUUGAUAAAAAAAAAAUAUCCUCUUAAAUAUUGAAUGUUGCUAUCCCAGAUCUAUUUCAAAAAUCACCUAAAAAUAAAUUACAACGUUUAGAAAUCCCAUUAGAUUGUUCAAUGUUAUAGAAUAGACCAUAAUAUACAAUGGACUUUAACUAUGUAAUUAGAAAUGUUCCCAAAGAUUUCCAUGUAUACCGGUAGGUGUGUGCUAAUUGGACCUCUAGUCAAUUGUUAAAUGUGUAGUGUGUGUGAAGCAGUUUUAUACUCGUAUAAGAAAUCAAAAAAACCAAAAAUCAUUAAAAUACAAAGUAUGUUAAAAAGUACAUCAGAAAGUAUAUUCAUUGCCAUAAAGUUACUAUUGGUAAGUGUUACAGUCCUUAUAGUACUUUGAUUUUUUAGGUGGUAGUGGUUCUGGGGAAUUGUGUUGUGAAUAACAUGGAUCAAACUUUUAUUGAACAAGAUCCUUCAAAAAUUGCAUUCUUUGUUAUAUAAAUAUAAUUGUUAACAUUUUAAACAUAUUUAUAUAUUAUAUAUCUUACAAAUGUUUUAGAAGUCGUGAAAAAAAGGUCAUAUGUACAUUUUUUAAAAAAUGACAAAUUUCAUGUUUUUUAGCAUACGAUGUUUUGACAAUUUGAUAUCAUUUCUGUGAUAUUUUCAUAGGAGGAUAAACAACUUUUUCUACGCAAACAUUCAAUUAUCAUCCCCAUUUUCAUUACUACAUUAAACGAGGCUUCUCCUUUAUACGUAUAUCAGAAGUAACAUUCCAUUUCUGUAAUUUGCAUAACUUUAAACUCCUGAAAUUAGCUAUAAGCAUGAUGAGUAUUACAAUCAAAAAAGCUGAAAAUGGAUAUUUUCUUUGAUUAUCUAUAAUCUAUGUUUUCCCUAAAUUAUGAUAUUUUUAAAGGCAUAUAAUCUUAUGUUGAGGUAAAGAUUAUUUCUUGUUUCUUAAAGACAUAGGCCUAUGGUUUUUUUCAUGUCGAUACAUUUUUCCAGGAAUAAACAUCUUUAAUAAAUUCUUCAAAAAAAAUUUUUGGUCAAUUUUUAGGGUUAAAAUUGUAUGAACAAUUUCUGAUAGGCAGCUAGAUCUUUGGGAGAAGUAAUGAUAAUUGGUUGUGAAUUAAGCAACUUUAAAUUUAUAGGUUCUAUUAAUUGAGCAUCUGAAUUGAGUACUAUGUGUACAAGAAGUUAGAUGUUUUCUUAUAUAGAUAAAUCUGGUUCUUAUGGUGAUAUCAAAUGCUUAAUGUAUUAAGUGCUGUGAUGAUUUCGUAUAAUGGAGAUAGCUAGAAAAUCUACUGCAUUUUCCUUAUUCCUGUUUGAAAUAUUCUUUAGCUGACAAAAUUUCCGGAAUCCUUCCGGACCAAGUUUUAUAAUUUUUCAAAAGAGAAAGCAACUUAUAAUGCAGGAUUUAUAUUGUAUAUUAUAGGCAUUCAGAUCAUGUUCAGAAUUUAUAUACAUUAUGCAAUGAAAUAUUUUUGACAUGAAUGGGGAAAAUGCAGUUUCUCAUUGUUGUUACUUGUUAUUCAUUGUUUUCCCGCCAUAUUGGAAAAAGGCGGUUACCUCGUAUCAUUGUCAUUUCAUUUGUAAUUGAAUGAAACUAUUUAAAAGAAAAAAAAGCUUUUUGAAAGAC